UUUUUUUGUUGACACAUUUCAUGAACUUUCGCAUAGAAUUUACCAUCAUAAAAUGUUUUAAAAACUAUAUACAUAAAAAAUAGAAAUUUUAUUACAAAGUUUUCUAUAAAAUUCUUUCUAUAAAAUUUCCUGAUGCACGGACAAUGAAAGAUACAGGAAUGGAAUUACAGAAAACAACAAGCAAAACCAGUCUCCUAAAUUUGAUGGUCCUCAAGGCCUGGAGUGAACGUUGGUCAGAUUCUCAAUGGGGUAUCAAUAUUAAAACCGUACUUCCGAGAGGCGUGAGUGGUGAUGUUUAUAAUUUGGCUGAUUGUAUUCUUCAACAAGCAGUCAUAGGAUCAAGUGCAAAUCCGCUGGUUUUGUCAUAUUUAAAGCAUUCGUUAUGUGCUCAUUUGGUAUCUCAUGCAGCUGUUCUCAAACGUAUAUCGAAAUAUGAACAUUUUAACAAGAUUUACUGCGUUACAUCACUUUUAGAGUUUCUUCAGUCUGUAAUUUCUGGAGUUACUUGUCGGAGCAAGCCAGAAGAAGUAAUGCUUCCGGGAUCGGUUGUGUCUCUAGUCUAUUGGUUAAUGCAAAUUUUCGCUUCAUGCACAGAACAGUUUGCAAUUGGAGGCAAACUCUCACCUGAACAUCAAAUUCUAAUUGAUAACACCACCGAAGUUAUAGAGAACAUUAUAAGCAAUGAUUUCCUUAUGGGAAUUCUGUACAUUGGCAAGCAAGAGGAUCCAGACUUUUUUGGAAAAAUUCGUGAAAAAUACUCAGACAUAAAAAGCUCUCUAAUUAGUUCAGGCUAUAAACCGAACAAUACAAGCAUUGAGAAAAAACUACAUCGUCUGGCGUAUAUUGAUGUAGUCCAAUUACAUAUGCUGCGACUGGAGUCGGAGCAAGUGGAACCGAUUUCAUAUUGUGUUCAACCUUUGUUGGCUGUUGAAGUCCUCCUAAAUCCCAGCAGUGAUACACAAUUUUAUGUCUCAGAGUUGUUGAUGAUUCAGCGUCUUAAAAAUUACUCAAUGGUGCGUUUGUUCUAUGAAAUUAUUCGAGCUGGCUUUAUAUCGCUGAGUAAUGUUAUUGAAACAAGUCAUGAUACCAUGUGGGGAGCAUUUACAUUUUUCAAGGUACCACUAAUAAUAAAACAAUUGAAUGCAUUAUCACAUCAUAAGACGAAUGAAGUUGAUCAUAUUCCAGAAGUUGUUGAAGCUUUGGAUAUACUUCUAGAAGAUACAUUGAUUUUGGAUUUUAUGGAUACUAAAUGCUCUUGUAAUAUGAUUGAAUAUCUUUUGAAUGAUUGGAAGAAACAACAAUUGGUCAAUGAUGUCCACAUCAAGCGUUUUUCUUCGCAGAGGGAACCCAUAUCAACACUUUUACAAAAGCGCGAAGUUGCCAAUCAAGCACCAUCGAUCAUCAAUUUUAUUAUACGUGCUGAAGUUCCAUUAUCUGGAGUUUUGAAAACUUUAAGUGCUGAUUACAAUAAAGUACAAGAAGCACUUUUGGGAGUCUUAUGUCAAGUUUUAGUUGGCAAUAGUUUCGAUCUAAUCUUAUCAGUGGCCACUGUUGAAGGUCGCUUAAAAACAUUCGUCUCCCGACUUAUACAAUGUAAUGAAACAUCCAAACAAGUUCCAGGUGAAGUUGGUAAAACCUCAGUUACAAGGUCAACUCUAUUCGAUGUUUCAUUUUUAAUGUUGACAUUUAUUGUUCAAAAAUAUGGUUCCGAUGUGGUCCUAUCGGAAAAUGGUGAUUCAUUUUUUGAAAAAUGGGUACGAGAGUGUAUGGUUGAGAGAAACAAACCAAAAUCACCAAGAAACAUGGUCGCAUUGUGUGAUGAGAAUAUUGUCGAUGAAUUGCUAUUGAGUCUUAGCAAACCAGAGGCACAACUUAAAAACAGUAAUCUGACUUGGCAAGAUAUAUGCAUGAACAUUCCUGGAGUACUCUAUCAAGUUCUAGUAGCAUGGGAAAAUGAGACCUUAUCGUCGACUGAUGUUAAAGGAAUCUUGGAUAGCAUUAAAUGUCGAUUGUUUUCGUUUUCAGUCUGUGCAGCAUCGUUUUUGUGCGCCUACAUGCAAACUGUCAGAGAAGACGAAUUUCUUAAGCCCCUUAAUAUGGUGCAACAAUUUUUAUCCACCUUAAGCCCAGAAGAGAUGUCAUCACAAGAUAACACCAAAGAACGUCUUGGAUUGUCCUUCCAAAUUAUAAGAAAGAUGCAACAUGACAUCCAUCCUUCGGGAAAUCCAAAGAUGCGUAGCUUAACAGUGACACAGAAUCUCGUAUCGCACACACCGCUCAUUGAGCAGUUUAAGGAAGUUUGGAAGAGUGUAUCCCAACACGGAUGGGUGCCAGUAAAGGCUGCACAAAUUUUGGAAAGUCUUUUGCAAGCAGGUGGCCCAGUUUGGUUUGUUAGACAACUCGUUGAGGAGAUCUUAAAGUGUAAAUACACAACAGAUAUGAUGAAGACAAUGGACAUUGUAUUUGCUGUAAUGCAUUUAGAUAUUGAGAGAAAUACAAGGGCUAUUUUGGAACGCAUUGUUCCACUUGUUCUCUUCAAUAAAACUGGAAGUGAAGAAAUGACGGAAUCGCAAUCAUUUGUUAUGGCAAGAUUAUGUGUCUAUUGCAUUAUAUCAAAUCUCGAGACAAGAAGUGUCCCAUUGAAAAAACGUACUCGCUCCGAAGAUAUAGACGAAACAGACAUUGGAAAUGCAUCCAAAAUACGCAAACUAACAAAUCCAGAGAGUUCGGAUAAUUCCAGCUCGAGUGAUUUUGCAAUGGAAACGCAUCAGAGCAGCAAAGAGCCUCCAUCGGUUAUCAGAGAUCCCCUGCAGAUCAGUUUACAAGGGAUAUUUAAAGUAUUUGCUCAAUUUGUAGCAACCGAUGAGCUCUCGCCAAGAAUUUAUUUCAUUUUUCAAUUUAUCUCACUUCUUGUCGAGUGUGGUAAGGAUCGUGUAAAACCUGUUCUGAAGUUGCUACCAAAUAAUUUGAUACAAAAUUUAUUAAAAGUUAUGGUAACGGAUGAAAUAACAGUUGGACUUAUCUGUCGAAUUUAUGAUCUGAGAAUAAAUACAGGUAGACAAUCUGCAGUCUCGGAUUUGUGUCUGUGGCGCAAUAUUAAUUUAAGAAAAUUAAGUAUUCAGUUGUAGAUCAAUAAAGUCAGUAUUUGAAAUGCAUGCUAAUUUUUUAGCACAAAGAGAAUAUUAUGGAAAA
This is a messenger RNA of Episyrphus balteatus (marmalade hoverfly), 3192 nucleotides long. RefSeq names its product mediator of RNA polymerase II transcription subunit 24 (gene MED24). The transcript has 13 exons. Gene Ontology annotation, molecular function: transcription coregulator activity. Gene Ontology annotation, cellular component: mediator complex. The coding region runs from base 144 to 3128 and encodes 994 amino acids. Lineage: Eukaryota; Metazoa; Arthropoda; Insecta; Diptera; Syrphidae. The record is from RefSeq and is a predicted model, not a curated record.